Molecule: messenger RNA, 1167 nt
Organism: Papilio xuthus (Asian swallowtail)
Lineage: Eukaryota; Metazoa; Arthropoda; Insecta; Lepidoptera; Papilionidae
Product: acyl-CoA Delta(11) desaturase-like
Exons: 5
Coding region: 118-1116 (332 amino acids)
Biological process (GO): unsaturated fatty acid biosynthetic process
Cellular component (GO): endoplasmic reticulum membrane
Molecular function (GO): iron ion binding; stearoyl-CoA 9-desaturase activity
Source: RefSeq, a predicted model, not a curated record
AUACAAACCAUCGUCCCCAAACUAAAUCGGACGGUCGCACUGAAAGGACUUAUUUGAAAUUGGAAUAAUUUUUUUGUUAAUAAUUAGUGAAUGUCAUAAAAUCAAAAGUGAGAUACCAUGGCACCUGAUGUAUCAUCCGUGGAAGUGAUAGAACGCGAACCAGAGUUCGAGAAGCUGGUCGCACCACAAGCAGCUCCGAGAAAGUACCAGAUCGUGUAUAGGAAUAUUUUAACAUUUGGUUACGCGCAUCUCACAGCUCUGUAUGGGUUAUACUUAGCUUGCACUGAAGCGACUUGGUCGACGAUUAUAUUCAGUUAUAUCCUCUUCGCAUUAGCAGCGAUCGGUAUAACAGCAGGCGCGCACCGUCUCUGGACGCACAGGGCGUACAAAGCCAAGCUGCCCUUACAGAUCAUAUUAGUCGUCCUCAACUCACUGGCCUUUCAGAAUACUGCCAUCGACUGGGUCAGAGACCAUAGAUUGCAUCACAGAUACAGUGACACAGACGCGGAUCCUCACAAUGCGACACGAGGCUUCUUCUACUCUCAUAUAGGUUGGCUGCUAGUAAGGAAGCACGAGGAAGUCAAGAGACGCGGCAAAUUUAUUGACAUGAGCGAUAUUUAUGCUAACCCAGUGCUUUGCUUCCAGAGAAAAUACGCUAUACCUUUCAUUGGAACAAUUUGUUUUGUUCUACCCACAAUCAUUCCAAUGUACUUCUUCGGCGAGAGUUUGAAGACUGCCUGGUGUAUUGCCGUAUUACGAUAUGUUCUUAACUUGCAUAUCGCAUUCCUUGUGAAUAGCGCCGCACACAUAUGGGGAAACAAGCCUUACGAUAGAACGAUCAAACCUGUUCAAAGUCUACCGGUAUCUUUCGUCGCAUUCGGUGAAGGUUUCCAUAACUAUCACCACGUAUUCCCAUGGGAUUACAGGACAGCUGAAUUAGGAAAUAAUUAUUUAAAUUUGACGACAAUUUUUAUUGAUUUCUUUGCAAAGAUCGGAUGGGCUUAUGAUUUGAAAUCUGUGAAUGAUGACAUGAUCAAAUCUAGAUCGGAUAGAACUGGAGACGGUACUAACAUGUGGGGAUUCGGUGAUAAGAAAAAUUGUGAUAAAUUUGAAUAAACAUUAGAUGUAAAGGUUUUCAAUUAUAUUAAAGACCAAAGGUAUUUUAAA